Messenger RNA from Aspergillus mulundensis, 1005 nucleotides. RefSeq names its product putative Ras family GTPase (Rab4b). The transcript has 4 exons. NCBI's taxonomy places the organism in Eukaryota, Fungi, Ascomycota, Eurotiomycetes, Eurotiales, Aspergillaceae. The coding region runs from base 1 to 1005 and encodes 334 amino acids. Gene Ontology annotation, cellular component: endosome. Gene Ontology annotation, molecular function: GTPase activity; GTP binding. The record is from RefSeq and is a predicted model, not a curated record. Gene Ontology annotation, biological process: regulation of endocytosis.
AUGGCGCGACACAGGGGGCAUUCAAAUGUCUCUUCGGCCUCCACUCUUCCAGAACGAAAUCAGGAAUUGGAGAGCAUGUAUGAUUAUCUCGCGAAGAUUAUUCUCCUGGGACCGAGUGGUGCCGGAAAGUCCUGCGUGCUUCACCGAUAUGUAAAGAACGAAUGGAGAGUGCUAUCGUCGCAAACAAUCGGAGUCGAGUUCUCUUCUAAGGUCGUGAAAUUGGGCACCGGGCCCCGACGGACAAGGAUCAAGUUGCAACUCUGGGACACCGCAGGGACGGAGAGGUUUCGCUCAGUGUCGAGGUCCUACUAUCGAGGCGCUGCGGGAGCGAUUCUCAUCUACGAUGUCGCAUCUUACACGUCUUUCAACUCUCUUCCGACUUUCCUAAUGGACGCGCGCGCCCUUGCGUCCCCAUAUCUUACUGUUCUUCUUGCCGGGAAUAAAACAGAUCUUACACAAGACGAUUACCACGAGGAUGGAAUGCGUCGCCCUAUAACCCCUUCUAGCACUUCCAGCCCGCAAUCAUCAUUUCCAUACGAAUCAACCGCUGGCUCAUUUCGCUCGAGCAAUUUUGGGACAGCAACCAGAAUGACAGCCACGCAUGCCUCGCACGGUCGGGAAGUCAGCAUCGAAGAAGCUUCUCAGUGGGCUGCCGGGUCUAAUAUUCCCGCGGUGGUUGAGGUUUCAGCCCUCACAGGAGACGGCGUGGAAGAGCUCUUCCAACGACUAGCGCGCAUUAUUCUUACCAAGAUUGAACUUGGUGAGAUCGACCCCGACGACCCUCAGAGCGGUAUCCAAUACGGGGACGGCAGUCCUUAUGGCCAUGGCACAAGCGAUGCUUCAAGUAUAAAAAGCCAAAUGACGAUUGAAGACAGUGCUGUUCCGCUUCACCGCAGGAAUACAAGACGACGAGGAGGCGGUGACUGGAGGGCGGGCAUGGGCGAGUGGGAGGAUGUCUUCCGAGUAAGCGGAUCACAUAACAGGAAACGUUCAGGGUGCUGCUGA